Messenger RNA from Chinchilla lanigera (long-tailed chinchilla), 4182 nucleotides. It is a transcript of the gene Otoa, whose product is annotated as otoancorin. Lineage: Eukaryota; Metazoa; Chordata; Mammalia; Rodentia; Chinchillidae. Gene Ontology annotation, biological process: cell-matrix adhesion. Gene Ontology annotation, cellular component: cell surface. The record is from RefSeq and is a predicted model, not a curated record.
GAGAAUGUCUCCGGAACCUAGGACGUGCUCCCUGUUCCUGGCCCUUUUUCUGAGCCAUGCAGUGUCAGGUCAGAAAGCUUCGAAUUCCAGGCAAGAUUUGGAUCCAUUGUUGCAAAAGAUGGCCGAAGAAAUAAUAGAGGGAAGCUAUCUGAAUGCAUUUCUGGAUCUCAUACAGUUUCAAAGGGCCCAUGGGUGGACAGCUGACCUGUCCUACCAAGUCCUGGACUACCUGGGUUCCCGGAAUGUUGCCUUCACCCUUCCCAGCCUGCAGGCAGCCAUGGAGAAUCAUCUGCAGCAGCGACUGUACCAGCCCCAGCAGCUACUGGUGGACCUCAGGAAAACCGACGCUCAGCAGUUCCGCACUGCCCUGAAGUGCCUCUUAGAAGACAAGCAGGACCACUUGGACCUGAAGGACAUCGUCAUCGACUUGAGGGAGAUGCGGGAACAAGCCUUGCAGAGUCCUGGCGUGAACCGCAGCCUCUUUCUCGUCACGCUGGAGAGGUGCUUCCAGGUGCUGAGUGCCCUGGAGUGUGUGGAGAUCCUGGGCAGGGUCCUGAGGGGGUCCUCAGCCCGCUUUCUCCAGCCGGAAGUCGCCGAGUGGCUGCCCCAGCACCUGCACGUGGAUGCCUUUAAGAACCUAUCUGCGGUCUUCAAAGGCCUCUACGACCGAACCUCGGCGCGUGCCCAGAGAGCGCUGUACGCCUGGAUGACGGCGGCCCUGCGCACGUCCUCCAAUGUCACUGAUGAUUCUAUUUCAUGGGUCAGUGCAGAAAACUUAUGGAUUUUGGGAAGAUAUAUGGUUCAUCUAUCACUUGAAGAAAUUAUGAAAAUUAGUUCUGUAGAAAUUGGGCUGUUUAUCAGCUAUGACAACGCCACCAAGCAGCUGGAUACAGUCUAUGACAUCACUCCUGAACUGGCCCGCGCAUUUCUGGAGAGGAUUCGCGCCUCCAGCUUCGACAUGAAGAACACCUCGACCAUCCACAGGCUGGGGCUGCUGGUCUGUUUCUACGAUGAUCUGGAGCUGCUGGACACCACAAUGGCCCAAGUCCUCCUCCACCAGAUGCUCAAGUGCGGCCGCCUGCGGGGCUUCCAGGCCAGAGUUCAGAAGCUCAAAGCUGGCCUCCUGGACAUUGCCACAGAGAACCAGACCCUCAGUGAGGCCCUGGGCUCUUUGUCGGGGGCGGCUGUGGGUCUGACCUCACGUCAGCUGGAGUCUCUGUCCCCUGAGGCUGUGCAGACCGCCAUCCCCACCCUCAGCCAGGUCUCGGGCUGGGCCAAAAGCCAGGCCAUCAUCUUGUCUGCCAAGUACUUGGCCCAUGAAAAGGCGCUGUCCUUCUACAACGUCAGCCAGAUGGGCGCGCUGCUGGCGGGGGUGGGCACCCAGGCCCUCUACAGCAUGGACCGCAGGGACCUCGUGCAGGUGCUGAGGGGCACGGUCUCCCAGCACACGUCGCAGCUCUCACCUGCCCAGCAGCACGGUGUCCUCAGCAAGCUGAGUGAAGCAGGCGAUGCCAGCCCAGCCCUCGGGGAGCUGCAAGGGCCUCUCUUUAAGGAAGUGUCUCUCUUUGAUUUACGGAGAGAACUCGGAUUCAACUCUACGAUCCUCAAGGAGAAGGAGCUGCGCCGGAGCCAGGCCUUGUUUCUGUAUGAGCUUCUGUCAAAGGUGACCGGAAGGCCUGAGGAACUCCUGAGUGCCGGGCAGCUGGUCAAAGGCGUGACGUGCACCCACAUUGACGCCAUGGAUGCCGACUCCUUCCUGGCCCAUUUCCGGUAUUUCGAGAACAGUCUCUCUCUGCUUUCACCGGAUCAGGUUAACUGCUUGGCGUGGAAAUACUGGGACGUCUCCAGGUCGUCUAUGCCGCCGUUCCUCUUAGCCACACUUCCGGCGCGCUUCCUGGCCUCCGUCCCAGCCUCCCAGUGUGCGCCCUUUCUGAUCAGCCUGGGGAAGAACCAGCUGGACUCCUUGGUUUUAGAUUCUCACAAAAAGAAUUUGGUCCUCAGGAAAGUGCAGCAGUGCCUGGGCAAUUCCGUGGCUGACGAGUACACCGUGGACAUCCUGGGGCACCUACUCUGUCACUUACCAGCCGCCUUUAUUGAGAGAGGGAUCUCCACUAGGGCCUGGGCCACCGCUCUGCUCGGCCUCAGAGAUUGCCCAGACCUCAGCCCUGAGCAGAAGGCUGCAGUGAGGCUCAGGAUCCUGGAGCAGUGUGGACACCCACAGAACUGGACAGCAGAGACCGUGAAGGACUUGGGGCCUUUGCUCGUACUCUUCUCAGGAGACGAACUACGUUCUGUUGCCACAAAGUUCCCCGAUAUCCUCCAACGAACAGCUUCUGAGCUGUCUGGGAGCCAGAUCCCGCAAGCGUUCCUCUGGGCUGUCUUUGAAUCUGUUCAGAACAGCAGUGAUGAGAACCCUCGCUUCCACGCCACCCCUGCCCCUCAUUCUGGAGGUUGCCAUGGGGUCUCUGCUCCCUCCUCCUCCGACAUCCUCAAGUUGGCUGAAGCCAAUGCCUGCUGGACCCCUGAGGACCUGCUCUGCAUGGGAGAAGACACGUUCAGCAGGAACGUGGAGCUGCUGGGGACGGUCAAGAGUUUCAGCGGGCCUCAGCUGGUGGCCCUGAAGGAGAAGGCGAUUCAGGUCUGGGACACUCCUUCCUGCUGGAGAGAACACCAGGUUGUCUCCCUGGGGCGAAUUGCUCUGGCUCUUAAUGAGGCUGAGCUGGGACAGCUGGAUCUCCACUCCAUAGACACAGUGGCUUCCCUGAGCCAGCAGACAGAGUGGACCUCAGGACAGGCUAAAUCCAUCCUUCAAGGGUUCCUACAGGAUUCAGGCUAUCGUAUCCAAGAUCUGAAGAGCUUUCAUUUAGUAGGACUUGGUGCCACUCUGUGUGCUAUGAAUGUCACCGAAAUCCCACUUAUAAAGAUCUCGGAAUUCAGGACGGUGGUGGCCAGAAUUGGGAAAUUACUGUGCAGCAACCACGUCUUGGCUGAAUUUAAGAGGAAGGCAGAAGCUGUGUUUGGGAAGCCCUCUGAGUGGACCAGCUCUGUCUUGCAGGAGCUUGGGACCAUUGCAGCUGGAUUAACUAAGGCAGAGCUCCGAAUGCUCGACAAGGAACUGAUGCUGUAUUUCCAGCCAUCAGCAAUAAAAUGCCUUCCUGAUGAGAUAUUCAAAGAGCUGUCCGCGGAGCAGAUCGCCGGCUUGGGCCCCGAGAACGCCGCGGCGGUCACCCCGGCCCAGAGCCGGCGGCUCAGCGCGCCCCAGCUGCAGAGCCUCCAGCGCGCGCGAGACGGCGCCAAGCUCCGAGCGCCCGUCUCCAGGGGUCUUUGGGCUCGCUGCUCCCUGCUGCUUCUAACGGCCCAGACCUGGUGGUGAGUGGCCCGAAUGUUCCGCCUUUGAUGUCCCGGGCGGUUGGCCAAGCUGUGUAGAGACAGAGGAUGCUCCCGACUGUGGCAGACCCUUCCUCGGACUCAGAGCUCAACCAGGGCAAAGAGACCCUGGAAACUUGACAUUUAGAGGGCACCAAAAGGAAAAAUAAUGAUUCAAAAUGAUCUUGCAAGUUCUUAAGUCAGCCUGUCUCCCCAGCAGGGGGCCCUUUUCUGUCCUGUGUUAGUCUCCUUUGUUUUUGGCUUGGAGUUGCAAAAGCUGUGGGGAGGGAAAGGUGCUUUCUGUCAACAGCAGGAAGAUCUUGCAAGUCACCAGCCUCCCUUGCUCCCUCCAGAGAGCUGGAGGGGGGCGCAGAAAAGACAUCCUUUUAGCCAGUGCCGGAUCUGGUUUUCACUCUGGCUGGAUUUCACUUCCUUGGAGCUGUAGGCUGCAUUGGAUUUCUCCUUCUUCGAUACUUAGCAGAGCUAAAAUAAAUGAAUCCCUCAACAGAAGCCAAUAUUCUUGCCUGAUUGCUGGGACUAAUUGAUGUUUUGGUGGGCACUGCCUUGCUUAGAAAUUAAAACAUUUAACAUGGCUCAACACUAAAUCAAUUAUUAAAUACAUUUCCAGAUGCUUUUUAUUUCCUUGGGAAUCAGCUGGCUGAAUGACUGUGAAGUUAUCAGUUAAACUUUCAAAAGCAUCUCUUUUUUUUGGUGGAGGUGGUAGCUCUUCUGCUUUUAAAUUACUCUGGGCGCCAGGGAUGUAGCUCAGCGACAUAAGCGCCUGCCUAGCCAGAGGUCAUGAGUUUGAUUCCUGGC